Messenger RNA from Linnemannia hyalina, 1185 nucleotides. Lineage: Eukaryota; Fungi; Mortierellomycota; Mortierellomycetes; Mortierellales; Mortierellaceae. The record is from the annotation of a GenBank genome assembly.
AUGAGUUUCAAUCGCUACAUCCCAACAGAAUACCGCCAGAACCUGAGCAAAUACAAGUACUCGGGCAUCGACGAGUCCCUCCUCUCGCGAUAUGUCCUCGGACCAUACUGGACCAAGCUCGUCACCUUUUUCCCCAUCACCAUGGCACCCAACACGAUCACCGGUCUCGGUUUCUUGUGCGUUGUCGCCAACUUGUUGACCAUGUUCUAUUUCGCUCCCGACAUGACCGGCGUGUGCCCUUCCUGGGCCUACUACAGCUUCGGUAUUGGUCUGUUUGUGUACCAGUCCCUCGAUGCCAUUGACGGCAAGCAGGCACGAAGAACUGGAACCUCAGGACCCUUGGGAGAACUCUUUGACCACGGAUGCGACGCACUGAACACUUCUCUUGAAGUCAUUCUUGCCGCCAACGCCUUGCAAUUGAACCAGAGCUGGUGGACCAUUCUUUCCCACUUCUUGACCCUUGCAAACUUCUACCUGAGCACAUGGGAGGAGUACCACACUGGCACGCUUUACUUGAGCGCCUUCUCGGGACCAGUCGAGGGUAUCUUGUUGAUUGUGAUCCUCUUCCUCAUCACUGGAUUCUUUGGAACAGGAAUCUGGCUCCACACCGUUCGCUCGUACUUGGGACUCUCGCCUGACUUUUUGCCCAUGAUCCCUGACUUGCAGCUGAACCACUUCUUUGUCUCCAUUGGCACCAUUGGCCUCCUUGGAAACAUCCUCACUGGAUUCCAGCAUGUGAUCAAGGCGCGCAAGGACAAGAACCUGCCCGUUGCACCUGCCCUGGUCGGUGUCCUUCCCUAUAUUGGCAGCUCGCUGGUCGCCUUCUUCUGGUUGAACGCCUCGCCCCAGAUUGUCAACGAGCACUUGGUCCCCUGGACCCUCUACAUUGGUCUCUCGUUCGGAUACACUGUUGGCUUGAUGAUCACUGCCCAUGUCACCCACCAGCCAUUCCCUCUCUUCAAUAUCUCCUUCGUCCCCCUCUUGUUCGGAGCCUUCAACGCGAACCUCCCCGCCUUUGGCUUCGAGAGGUUGUUUGGAGCGCAUAUGGAGGACAUUUACUUGUGGAGCUGUCUCGCCUUCUCUGCUGCAGCCUACGCUCACUUUGCGAUCAACGUCGUCAACGACCUCUGCGACUACUUUGAUAUCUGGUGCUUCACCAUCAAGCACCCCAAGAAGGCCGAGUAA